Messenger RNA from Pimephales promelas (fathead minnow), 2670 nucleotides. The record is from RefSeq and is a predicted model, not a curated record. NCBI's taxonomy places the organism in Eukaryota, Metazoa, Chordata, Actinopteri, Cypriniformes, Leuciscidae.
AUGGAGGGAGAUUCAGUCACCCUAAACAUUGGGGUUGAAAUAAAACAACAACAAGAAGAUAUAAAAUGGUAUUUUAAUGACAUUUGCAUUGCUCAGAAUAAGAGUAAGAUCUGUUCGGAUGAUCAGUGUAAAGAGAGAUUCAGAGACAGACUGAAGCUGGAUCAUCAGACUGGAUCUCUGACCAUCACACACACCACAAACACAGACUCUGGAGUUUAUCAACUACUGAUCAGCGGCAGCAGCUUUAAAAAGGUCUUCAUUGUAUCUGUUCAUGGUUCGUCUGGUGUUGAUACAGUCAGAGUGUCAGUGUCAGUGAUGGAGGGAGAUUCGGUCACUCUACACACUGGUGUUCAAACAAACCAACAAGACAGAAUUAGAUGGUAUUAUAAUGACAUUCGCAUCGCUCAAAUCAAUAGAGAUCAGAGUAAGAUCUGUACAGAUGUUCAGUGUAAUAAAGAUACUGAGAGAUUCAGAGACAGACUGAAGCUGGAUCAUCAGACUGGAUCUCUGACCAUCAUGAACAUCACAAACACACAUGCUGGAGUGUAUAAACUAUGGAUCACCAGCAACAGCGACAGUGAAAAGAUCUUCAAUGUUUCAGUUCAAGGUGUUUCUGCUGCUGAACGAGAAGAAGUAAAGAGAAAGGAGGGAGAAUCUGUCACGUUAUAUACUGGUGUACUAACAAAACCAAUUCAUUUUACGACAUGGUAUUUUAACGACAUUCUCAUCGCUGAAAUCACUGGAGAUCAGAGUAAGAUCUGUACAGAUGUUCAGUGUGAAGAGAGAUUCAGAGACAGACUGAAACUGGAUCAUCAGACUGGAUCUCUGAUCAUCACACACACCAGAACUGAAGACUCUGGAGAAUAUCAACUACAGAUCGGCAGUGACAGCAGUCGUCAUCGACGCAACAUCAUUAAGAGAUUCAGUGUUUCUGUCACCGAUUCAGGUUCAUCUUCAGCUGUUAUUGCAGGAAUGAGUGCUGCUGUUGUUCUGCUGUUUGUGACUGUAGCAGUCGCUGUGAUUUUCUAUCGCCACAUGACAUAUACACAAAGAAGAAAACCUGAAGAUGAUGAGGCGUCCAGGGAGAAGAACACACCUCUGCUAACAGAUGAUCCUAAUGAAGCAACAAAUGAUCAGAACGAGCCUCUGUCAAUGACCGUCCUUAAAGUGGCGUCCGAUGACCAGGAAGAGUCUCAGUCGACGGAUGUCUCUACAGUGGCGACCGAUGGGUCUGUGCCGACGCCUGUCACUACAGCAGCAACCGAUGGGUCUGUGCCGACGCCUGUCACUACAGCAGCGACCGAUGGGUCUGUGCCGACGCCUGUCACUACAGCAGCGACCGAUGGGUCUGUGCCGACCGAUGGGUCUGUGCCGACGCCUGUCACUACAGCAGCGACUGAUGGGUCUGUGCCGACGCCUGUCACUACAGCAGCGACCGAUGGGUCUGUGCCGACGCCUGUCACUACAGCAGCGACCGAUGGGUCUGUGCCGACCGAUGGGUCUGUGCCGACGCCUGUCACUACAGCAGCGACUGAUGGGUCUGUGCCGACGCCUGUCACUACAGCAGCGACCGAUGGGUCUGUGCCGACGCCUGUCACUACAGCGGCAACCGAUGGGUCUGUGCCGACGCCUGUCACUACAGCAGCGACCGAUGGGUCUGUGCCGACGCCUGUCACUACAGCGGCAACCGAUGGGUCUGUGCCGACGCCUGUCACUACAGCAGCAACCGAUGGGUCUGUGCCGACGCCUGUCACUACAGCAGCAACCGAUGGGUCUGUGCCGACGGCUGUCACUACAGCAGCAACCGAUGGGUCUGUGCCGACGCCUGUCACUACAGCAGCAACCGAUGGGUCUGUGCCGACGGCUGUCACUACAGCAGCGACCGAUGGGUCUGUGCCGACGCCUGUCACUACAGCAGCGACCGAUGGGUCUGUGCCGACGCCUGUCACUACAGCGGCAACCGAUGGGUCUGUGCCGACGGCUGUCACUACAGCAGCAACCGAUGGGUCUGUGCCGACGCCUGUCACUACAGCGGCAACCGAUGGGUCUGUGCCGACGCCUGUCACUACAGCAGCAACCGAUGGGUCUGUGCCGACGCCUGUCACUACAGCAGCGACCGAUGGGUCUGUGCCGACGCCUGUCACUACAGCAGCGACCGAUGGGUCUGUGCCGACCGAUGGGUCUGUGCCGACGCCUGUCACUACAGCAGCGACCGAUGGGUCUGUGCCGACGGCUGUCACUACAGCAGCGACCGAUGGGUCUGUGCCGACGCCUGUCACUACAGCAGCGACCGAUGGGUCUGUGCCGACGCCUGUCACUACAGCAGCGACCGAUGGGUCUGUGCCGACGCCUGUCACUACAGCAGCGACCGAUGGGUCUGUGCCGACGCCUGUCACUACAGCGGCAACCGAUGGGUCUGUGCCGACGCCUGUCACUACAGCGGCAACCGAUGGGUCUGUGCCGACGCCUGUCACUACAGCAGCAACCGAUGGGUCUGUGCCGACGCCUGUCACUACAGCGGCAACCGAUGGGUCUGUGCCGACGCCUGUCACUACAGCAGCGACCGAUGGGUCUGUGCCGACGCCUGUCACUACAGCAGCGACCGAUGGGUCUGUGCCGACGCCUGUCACUACAGCGGCAACCGAUGUUAAAAAAAAAGAGGCGGAUUGA